UUUAAUUAUUAAGACGUCCCAUAUUCAUUAAACGAAUCAGGCGUUUACUAUUUAUAUUGUCAGAGCAUACAAGAUAAACCGCACUGUAAAAUUUCCAGUAACAGCGCCACAAUGCCUCACGAGUCUCGAAGAUCUCCGUUCGUGUUUUCCUUUUUCUUGGAGGCCAAACGAUCAGAUUCCCUCUUUGGAAAACCCUAAAAUUUCCGAAGAGAAUUUAUUUUUAAAAAAACAGUGACGUUAAGAUUACAUUUCUAUUUUUUUUUUUCACGAUCGAAGUUCCAAAUCUCCCAAAAUGAACGGCUAAUUUUCCGUCAUUGAGGUGUUUUAGGGUUUCUAUUUUUCAACUAUUUUUUUCUAAAAGACGAUGAUAAGUAUCAUUUUAGUUGAUCCCUCAGAAGUCAUAGCUGAAAGAGCCGAUUUAUCGAUUUUUAACUAGUCGAGGGUUUCUUCAUGGCAGAAGCUUCGCGGGGCCGUGUUACUAUCACUCUUGGCCGUAGUGGCCAGGUGGUGAAGAGGGCUGGACCUGCAUCAGAUGUUGAUUUUCCUGAUUCUCAUCCUGUUGCUGGUAGUAAGCGUUCUGUAAGGGAUAGGUUAGGAGGCAAUAUAGAUAGUUCCUUGUUGCUUGGAAGUCAGCUCAAUAACAAACGACAAAGAGGUGAUGGUCAUACAACAAGUUUGAAUGCUAAUGGCUUGAAUGAUAUUCACAUUGGUAAAGAUGACCUCCGAUUUAAACUCAUGCAAAAAAAGGUGUUUAGACGGGCUCAGAUUGAUGAUAACCAUAAGGGCAUGGACCUUCGUGAAAAGUUGUCAAGAAUGGGACAGCCUCCACUUAACAGUUAUGAGACACGUCAGCGAGUGCCUGACCCAAGGGAGCGAAUGCCUGAACCAAGGGAAACCAGUAUCUUGGGCAGAAUUCUUUCCACAAGAAGUGUGGAUGAUUUGCCUCAUGUGACCACAUCAAGAAGUUCUUAUUCUUCUUGGACUUUAGAUCAUUUAAGGCAAAGAUCACCAGACAGAGUAAUGGGUACUUCUAGGGGUUUAUCUCCCCCAAGAAAUGUUGAAGAGCUUCAGAAAAAGCCGGUAAACAGGGCAUAUGAUGAUGUGAGGACAGUUCCAUACAUGGGCAAAGAUGUUCUUGAUGCUCCAAGGCCUGUGAGUACAGCAUCUUUUGUUACAAAGUCCACAUUGCCUACCACUUCUGCAAAGCCCAUGCCACCAGGCCUCCCAAUUCCAAGUCCAAUUCCUCCAAGCAGCAUUGUACAAAAAAGUUCAUACUCUGGUGAUGAACAACAAACUGUUGAAGGCUUGCUACAUUCACUGGGGUUGGGAAAAUAUGCAAUUCUUUUUAAGGCAGAGGAAGUGGAUAUGACAGCAUUGAAACAGAUGGGGGAAAAUGAUCUUAAAGAGCUAGGAAUACCUAUGGGCCCUAGGAAAAAGAUUCUUCUUGCUCUCUUGCCCCGUUCAAAAAGGCAACCAUGAUUAUUCGUUCGUUUCGUGUGACAGGGUGCUCGUAUUCGUGAAUCUUGUCUAAGUAAAACCAUUGUAUCUCUCUUUUUGGGAUAGAAAGUAACCCGUCAAUCUAUUGUCACAUUUUUUAAUCUAAGGCUGAUUAACCUAGGUAGAAGGUGGCAAGAAAUUUUGAGAUGUCAAGAAAGUAUAUUGUUCUCGUUUUUUAUGCAUGCUACCCCCUUUUAAUUCCUUACCAACCUUAACCAUAUGGGUGUUUGAUCAAAUUCAAAUGAAUUGUCUUCGCUAGUUGUUGGUAGAAAGAAUAAUAUUCCUACAAAUGAAUGUAAUGUAAAAUGUUGUGAUCUGCUGAGGGAACUCCAAUUUGUAUUCUCCCAAAUACUGUUUGCUUGGAUCCUUUUCUAGGAAAUAUCCUUGCCCUUUCCCCUACUUUGCUUUUUUUUAUUACAAUCUCCUU
Molecule: messenger RNA, 1924 nt
Organism: Durio zibethinus
Lineage: Eukaryota; Viridiplantae; Streptophyta; Magnoliopsida; Malvales; Malvaceae
Source: RefSeq, a predicted model, not a curated record